Molecule: messenger RNA, 948 nt
Organism: Acanthamoeba castellanii str. Neff
Lineage: Eukaryota; Discosea; Longamoebia; Acanthamoebidae
Product: zinc finger, c2h2 type domain containing protein
Exons: 6
Coding region: 1-948 (315 amino acids)
Source: RefSeq, a predicted model, not a curated record
AUGCCGGCGCUCAGGCGUGCGCGGGACAUCUUCUUCCCCGAGCCGCGGCCGUUCAAGGGCCUGCCCGGGCGCGAUCCCUACGCGUCCGUCUUCUCGACCGCGCCGCAGCUCAUGGAGCGAUACAACAAACGGGAACAGCUCUACGGCCGCUUCAUCGAUCCGGAUCCACGCAACAAAGUGGACGUGAAGCUGCUGAGAAUGCACUUCGACAACUUUCCCUCGCGCCUGUCCGGCCGACCAACUCCAGCCCCGCCGACGCAGACGCAGGCGGCACAGCCCCCCAACAACAAGAAACGAAAGACAGUUGGCGCCACCAAGAAAGAGGAGGAAGGCCAAGACGGCGGCGGCGAGCAUGACAAGGAGAAUCCCGAAGAAGAGUUGGACAAGCCACAGAAGCGGAAGCGAAGGCUCGCCAAGGAGAUCAACCGGAAGUUCGCCUGCCCGUUCCCGCGCUGUGACAAGGCCUACGGCACCCAGGGCGCCCUGGACCAGCACAUGCGCAAGAAGCACGCCGAUGCUCGACUGCACAUGCCCGCCCUACAGCCCAUUCUGCAAAACCCGCUCCACCCCAUGCCGUUCCGUGACUGGGUCGCUCGCAACGCCCGCCCCGUCGCCUUCGCCUUCGCUAUCGCCCUCGACUUCAUCUUCUUUUUCUUCGUCUUCGUCUUCGUUCUUGUCGUCAUCAAGCCCGACCUCGCCUUUCCCGUCGACACCAACGCCGCCUCGUCCAGCACGUUGGGAACGGGCAACUCUGCCAAGGCGCCCGCGGGGCUGGUCGGCAAGUACGCGCCCGAGCGCUUCGUGGGGACGCAACAGCAGCAGCAGCAACUGCCGCCACCGCCAGAGCCUCUGCCGCCACCGCCGCCACUCCUUGCCACUCCGCCUGCCAUUACCAACACCACCAGCACCAUCGUACAAGGGGACCCCAUGUACUUGGAUCGUCAGUGA